Helianthus annuus (common sunflower) is the source of this 745-nucleotide messenger RNA. RefSeq names its product histone deacetylase complex subunit SAP18. NCBI's taxonomy places the organism in Eukaryota, Viridiplantae, Streptophyta, Magnoliopsida, Asterales, Asteraceae. Gene Ontology annotation, molecular function: transcription factor binding; transcription corepressor activity. Gene Ontology annotation, biological process: negative regulation of DNA-templated transcription. Gene Ontology annotation, cellular component: nucleus. The record is from RefSeq and is a predicted model, not a curated record. The transcript has 6 exons. The coding region runs from base 57 to 533 and encodes 158 amino acids.
GGUCUUCAUUUUCUAGAGAGAGAGAGAGUUGCAGAGGUGUAGUAAAGUGUUCAUCAAUGGCAGCACGAGGAGGUGUAGAAGGUCAAAGAAGAGGAGGUGGAAGACCUCUUCCUCCCUCAGCAAGAGGUCCUCCAGUUCACAAUAAACCCGGUCCCCGGUUCGAACCGGUCGAUCGCGAAAAGACUUGUCCAUUGCUGCUUCGAGUUUUUACCAAGGUCGGCGGUCAUCACACUCAGGCAGACUUUGCAGUCAGAGGCAAGGAGCCUAAAGAUGAAGUCCAAAUAUAUACGUGGAUGGAUGCUACACUUCGUGAGCUAACUGAUCUGGUAAAGGAGGUAGCACCAGAAGCUAGAAGAAGAGAUGCUUUGCUGUCAUUUGCUUUUGUAUAUCCUACUAAAACUGGUCAUUUUACCGUCAAAGAGGUUGGGAAAACCUUAUCGUAUCCGAAUGCAAGACGACCUGACGAUGGCAGCAAGGCUCUUGGCACCCUCAGCUUUGAGAUUGGAGAUUAUCUGGAUGUGGCAAUUCUGUAGACUUGUAUAUCAUGUCUGGAUCAGUGAUGGGGUAGUUUUAUGUUGUCAUUUUGGCUUUAUUAAACCAUGUGGCUUAUUAUGAAUGGAAACUUUUAAGUUUGUUUAUUCUUGUUUGAGCUUGCGUAUAACUCAUCGUUAUCGUAGUUUUUCGGGCUUGUUAGCGGAUGGUUACGUUUUUACUUGUAUUUCAUUAUAAUAAUAACCAAAAAUAA